AUGCAUCUAAAACAUCUCCUCGCUGCCGUUCAAAUCGGCCUCGCAGUCGCUUUGCCGGCGCCCGAUUUGAACACAGUAGACGUGAAUCCGACAAACGGGACAGUAACAGACAUGUCUCGCUAUAUCCCAUGUGAUAAAAAGACUAUCAAAAAAUACUGCAACAAGACCUGCCCUGCGUGGUGCUCCGUAGCCUCCCCCAAAUGCUGGAGCUGCGUCGCCGUAUGUGCCCAAGCCCAGUACUAUUGGGACGUCCAUUGCAACGACAAGCUGGGGAAAUGCGCCCGGAAAGGCGAAAAGUGCAAAGAGGACAUGAAAGAGUGCACCUAUGGGAAGAUUGAGGACUGCUCCAAGAAGUAUGCUAAAUGCAUUCAGCAGGGGGAGCUAUGCCAGGGCCAGCUGAACACUCUUCAGGAGAUGGGCAAAGGGGUCGUUGUAUCGGAAGGGACUGAGUUUGGGAAGAAGCGUGUCGUUUGUCGGAUUCUUUAA
This is a messenger RNA of Trichoderma atroviride IMI 206040, 486 nucleotides long. RefSeq lists its product as uncharacterized. Lineage: Eukaryota; Fungi; Ascomycota; Sordariomycetes; Hypocreales; Hypocreaceae. The record is from RefSeq and is a predicted model, not a curated record.